CUAGAUCACAUAAACUAGCCAUUGUUUUGCUCUAUUUGAAAAAAUAUUCUCAAAAUUGUUGAAUACAUAAAUAAUAAUUAUUCAACAUUUUUUUAUAACAAUGUCAGACAAAUUAUCAACAAGUGACAUAAAAUAUAUUCCAGGUGAUUAUGUGUGGAUUAAAAACAUUACGAACAAACAAUUUGAUGUCCCUUAUGGAGGUAAAAUUAUUUCAAUUGACAAGAAGAAUGUUCAAGUUCAGACAGAUGAUGAAAAGGUUCAAACAAUCAGUCGUGAUUCUAUUCUUAAGUCCAUGCAUCCUACUUCUAUAAAUGGAGUAGAAGAUAUGAUAAAACUUGGAGAUUUACAGGAAUAUGCUAUUUUAAAAAAUCUUCAUAUUCGAUAUAAUAAAAAUUUAAUUUAUACGUAUACAGGAAAUAUGUUGGUAGCUAUUAAUCCUUACCAAAUAUUAAAUAUUUAUACACAAAAAGAAGUUACUACCUAUCGACAAAAAAAUAUAGGAGCGAAACCACCGCAUAUUUUUGCCAUUGGUGAUAACUGCUUUAUGGAAAUGAUACGAUCAGAAGCUAAUCAAUGCAUUGUUAUCAGCGGAGAAAGUGGUGCUGGAAAAACAGAAAGCACAAAAUUGAUUUUACAGUAUCUUGCUGCAAUCAGUGGCGAACAUUCGUGGAUAGAGCAACAAAUUCUUGAAGCUAAUCCAAUUUUAGAAGCAUUUGGUAACGCCAAAACAAUUAGGAAUGAUAAUUCAUCACGAUUUGGAAAGUAUGUUGAUGUAAAAUUUAAUAAAAAUGGUGUCAUUGAGGGUGCGAAAAUUGAGCAAUAUCUGUUGGAAAAGAGUCGUUUAGUUUAUCAAGCUGAAGGAGAACGAAAUUACCAUAUUUUUUAUUCUAUUCUUGUUGGAUUGUCAAAAGAAGAAAAGAACAAGUUGAAUUUAGAAUCAUCAGGAAACUAUAAAUAUUUAAAAAGUUCCACUGAAUGUAAAACUCGUAACGAUGCUAAAGAAUUUGCAGAUUGUCGAGCAGCUAUGAAAGUAUUGAACUUUAAUGACGAAGAAAGUUGGAAUAUUAUUAAACUCCUUGCAGCAAUUUUACAUAUUGGAAAUAUGAAUUACAAAUCUAUAACGAUAUCUAAUAUGGAUGCGACUGAAAUACUUGAGGAUUUGUCAAUGAAAUCAGCAACAGAAAUAUUAGGUGUUCAUAAUCGAGCUUUUAAAGAAGCUUUGACCAGAAAAACAAUAUUUGUACAAGGAGAACAAGUAAUUAGUAAUUUAUCUAAAGCUCAAGCAAUCGAUAUAAGAGACUCUUUUGUUAAAGCAGUUUAUAGCCGUCUAUUUAAUACGAUUGUUGAUAAAAUCAAUAAUACAAUAUUUAAACCAAAAACAAAUUCUAAAAAUUCUAUUGGAAUUCUUGAUAUUUUUGGAUUUGAAAAUUUUAUUCAUAACAACUUUGAACAACUAUGUAUCAACUAUACCAAUGAAAAUCUUCAACAAUUUUUUGUAAGACAUAUUUUUAAAAUGGAGCAGCAAUAUUAUACUGAAGAAGGAAUCUCUUGGAAACAUAUUGAAUUUAUUGAUAAUCAAAAUAUUCUUGAUAUGAUUGGAAUGAAAGCCACUAAUAUCAUGGCUCUAAUUGAUGAAGAAAGCAAAUUUCCCAAGGGAACUGACGUGACAUUAUUGGAUAAACUUCAUCAAGUCCAUUCCGGCAAUAAAAAUUACAUAAAACCCAAAUCUGAUUCUAUUAAAGCUUUUGGGAUAAAACAUUUUGCUGGAGAAGUUCAAUAUGAAGUUAAUGGAUUUUUAGAGAAGAAUCGAGAUACUUUUUCUGCAGAUUUAAAACAACUCAUUUCAAUAUCAUCAAAUGAAUUUUUAAAGAAUAUUUUUCAUCGGGAAUUCAUGUCCGACAGGUCAAAUGAAAAAAAGCGACCUCCAACCUUACUGAUAGAAUUCCGAAAUUCUUUAGAUGUAUUAAUGAAAACUUUGGAAAAUUGUAAUCCAUUUUUCAUUCGGUGUAUCAAACCAAAUGAAGAUCAAAAGCCAUCUCUUUUUGAUAGAUCUCUCUGCUGUCGUCAAUUGAGGUAUUCUGGAAUGAUGGAAACUGCAAAAAUUCGUCGUGCAGGAUAUCCAAUUCGUCAUGAUUAUGAAGAAUUCAUUAACCGAUUUCGUUGUUUAGCAAAAGGCGCUGAUUCAAAAGAAUACAGAACAUUAGCAGAAAAAAUUUGCGAAAAUGUUGUAGGAAAGGAUAAUGGUGAUUAUCAGCUUGGAAAGACUAAGAUAUUUCUUAAAGAAAACCAUGAUUUUAUUUUGGAGCAACAAAGGAAUCAAGUAUUAGCUAAUAGUAUUAUUAUCAUUCAAAAGAAUGUAAGAACAUGGAUAUGGAGAAAAAGAUAUCUAAAAAAGAAAUUAGCAGCUUUAAUGAUUCAACGAGUUUGGAGAGGAUAUGGACCAAGGAAAAAUUAUUUAAUAAUAAAAAAAGGAUAUCAACGACUACAAUCUUGUAUUCGAUCUCGUGCGCUUACCUAUCAAUUCCAGCAGAAAAGGAAGAUCAUUAUAAAGCUUCAGGCACUUAUACGUGGUUAUCUUGUCCGGAGUAUUUUUAAGAAAAAAUCUGAGUGGUAUCAGCAGAAACUAUUAGAAAUUAAAGAGCUUCAAAGUAAAGAUGAAAAAAAUAUGAAAACAACUGGUAAUAAAUUGUGGAAAGAAGAAGCUUUAAAAACAUUCAAACAAAGAAUGAAAGAGUUACGUGAAUCAUUAGUGAAGUUUGAUAAUCACAAUGUGAAUACUCCCGUUAAAGAUUCUGAAUGUAAUAUUGAUCCAUUCUUUGAAUUCUUGGAGACUGAGCCAAAAGUUCAACCAAUAAAAGACUUACCUUCUAAUAUCUAUGCGGAUUUACCUGCAACAAGUUCUGAAACUACUAGACGACGGAAAAGUGUUUUGCAAAUUCCUCAAGAAGAUCCUUCUAAGCUAGAAAUAUCCAGCUAUCAUUUUUUUAAAUUUGCAGCAACAUAUUUCAUAUCGAAUGCAACACCACAUUAUUCUCAGAGAGUUUUGAAACAACCAUUACUCGAUCUUUCUACUCCAGCAGAUCAAUUAGCAUCUCAAGCUUUAUGGAUAACAAUUUUAAGAUUUAUGGGAGAUCUUCCAGAACCGAGAAAUCCAGUAGAAGUCUCUCCAAAUAAAACAGUAAUGUCAACAAUUACUGAGACAUUAUCGAAAAGUUUUGCAAGAUCGAACGAUUUGGAAAAAUUAAUUAAUAAGGAUAAAAAUAAAAAACAUAUUGUUAGAAUGACGUUAAAAAGACAAAAUAAACUACAUGGUGAUAUUAAGAAAGGAAUUAUUGAAGAUGAAUAUGUCAAUGAAUCUUAUCAAAAUUGGAUACAAACUCGAAGUAGCAAUUUAGAAAAAUUACAUUUUGUUAUUGGUCAUGGAAUUCUUCGGCCAGAAUUAAGAGAUGAAAUUUAUUGUCAAAUAGUAAAACAGUUAAAUAAAAAUCCAAGUAAUGUUUCUCAUGCUCGUGGAUGGGUACUCUUAUCUCUUUGUUUGGGGUGUUUCCCUCCGAGUGAACAUUUUGUUAAUUAUUUAAGAGCAUUUAUCCACUCUGGACCACCAGGAUAUGCUCCAUAUUGUGACCAUAGACUCACUAGAACAUAUAAAAAUGGAGCUAGAACUCAACCACCGAGUUGGUUGGAACUUCAAGCUACAAAGAGUAAAAAACCUAUUCAUUUAGAAGUCACAUUUAUGGAUGGUACUUCUAAGAUUAUUGAAGCUGAUUCAGCAAGUACAUCACAAGAAAUUGUUAAGAGACUUGCUGAAAAUAUUUCUUUAAAAGAUACCUUUGGUUUCUCUCUUUUUAUUACUCUGUACGAUAAAGUUUUAUCCAUUGGAGCUGGAAGAAAUCACAUAAUGGAUGCUAUUUGUCAAUGUGAACAAUAUGCAAGAGAACAAGGACAAUCUGAACGUACAGCACCAUGGAGACUAUUUUUAAGGAAAGAAAUAUUUGCUCCAUGGCACGAUCCAACUUUUGAUCAAAGAGCAACUGAUUUAAUUUAUCAUCAGAUAGUGCGAGGAUUAAAGCAUGGAGAAUAUAGAUGUAAUAAUGAAAAUGAUAUAGCAAUGUUGAUAGUUCAGCAGCUUUAUAUCGACAAUAAUACCAAACUAGCACAUGAUAAACUAAAAUCCACCCUACAUUUAUAUAUUCCUAAUCAUUUACUCCAAGGAACUACACAAGAGACUUUCAAAAAGUGGGAAAAAUUGAUUAUUGAAGUUUAUGAACAAAAUAUAAAUAUUAUGGAAUCAGAAUCAAUAAUAAAAGCAAAAGAAAAUGUGGUUCUUUUUGCUAAAAUCACGUGGCCAUUGUUAUUUUCACGAUUUUAUGAAACGGUGAAAAUUGCUGGACCAGAGUUACCUGUCAAUAUCAUAAUUGCAGUAAACUGGACUGGAAUAUACUUUGUAAAUGAUGAAGAACAAGUAUUGAUGGAAAUUUCCUUCCCGGAAAUUGCGGAAAUAAUGGUACAAAAAUUUAAUAAUAGUUUAAAUAAUAAUUUAGUAUUAACAACAAUCCAAAGAGAAGAAUUUAUCUUUCAAAGUAUUGAAGCAGAUGAUUUGGUAUCUCUAGUUAAUUUCUUAAUUGAUGGUUUGAAAGAGAAGUCUCUGUAUGUAGUAGCCACCCAAGAUUAUUUAAGCAAUGUAGAUCCAUUGAAAGAAAAACAAUCUACUCUUUCAUUCAGAAAAGGAGAUAUCAUAAAGCUGAUGGGAUCUUGCACAGGAUAUACAUUGAUGUAUUCAUUAAUUGGAUACGGUGAAUUAAAUGGAAAUAUAGGAGAAUUUCCUUCAGAAUGUGUUUUAAUUCUCCCAACAAUGUCAAAACCAUCUUCAGAAAUAGUAGAAAUCUUGAAAACUGAUUAUAGCACCAAAAAUAUUUCAACAAGACGGAAAAGUCAACAAGUAAAUAAGGAACAAGCAUAUACUUUGAAAAAAUUUGCUCAAGAUAAUUUUCGAUCAAGUUAUAAUGUAACCCUUUCGAAAGGGUCUACUAUUUCUUCAGUAAAAAAAUCAAUUCCUGAGAAUUUAUGGAAACACACACGUGCUCCAAUGAAAGCUCCACUGCUUGCAAAAGUUGGUAAAAAUCAAGAUUUAGCCCAAGUUGGUGUGGAUAUAUUUUCGAAUAUUUUGAGAUAUAUGGGUGAUUUACCGGGUAAUUGUCAAAGAUUAGGAACAGAAUAUACUGAUUUUAUUUUUAAAUCAGCACUAGAGCAUCCUGAUUUAAAAGAUGAAGUUUACUGUCAAAUAAUUCGUCAGUUAACUGAAAAUAAAAUCCGUUUGAGUGAAGAAAGAGGAUGGGAAUUAAUGUGGCUAGCGACUGGAAUUAUGUCUUGUUCAGUGACACUUCAAAAAGAAGUAAUUGCAUUUUUAUCUAUGUCCAAAUCUCCUAUAGCUAUGGAUUGUUUAACAAGAUUCAAUAAUAUUUUAAAAAUUGGUGAUCGAAAACAUCCUCCUUAUAUUUUAGAAGUUGAAGCUAUUAGAUUUAAAAGCAUGCAAAUUUUCCAUAAAAUUUAUUUCCCGAAUGAUACUAAUGAAGCAUUUGAAAUACAUUCUUUAUCACGAGCUUCAGAUCUUUGUGAAGAAAUUACUGAAAGAAUGCAAUUAAAAAGUAAUAAAGGUUUUAGUCUAUUUGUUAGGAUUGCUGAUAAGGUAGUUUCUAUUCCGAAUGAUUUCUUUUUCUUUGAUUUCAUUCAUGAACUUAUUGCAUGGACACAAAAAACAAAUUUAAUAACCAAAUCAACAAACAUUCAAGUUCAAUAUCAAAUAUUAUUCAUGAAAAAAUUAUGGAUAAAUGUUUAUCCAGGCCAUGAUCCAAAUGCUGAUGAAAUAUUUUAUUUCCAUCAAGAAGUACCAAAAUUUCUUCGUGGUUAUCAUAACUGCAACAAACAAACAGCUGCAAAAUUAGCUGCAUUAAUAUAUCGAAGCAAAUUUGGUAAUAAUAAAGAACAGCUUUCAGAAAUACCAAAAAAUAUUCAAGAAUAUGUUCCUGCUGAUCUCAUUCGAGUUUAUUCUAUUAACGAUUGGAAAAAACACAUAACUACUGCGUAUAAAGAAAAUUUAGGAGUUGAUGAGAAUGGUGCAAAAUUAUUAUUUUUACAACAAAUUUAUCAAUGGCCUACAUUUGGAUCUGCAUUCUUUGAAGUAAAACAAUCAACAGAUAUUACUUUACCAGAGUUCCUUAUACUAGCAAUAAAUAAAAAUGGUAUUAGUGCUAUUCAUCCACAAACAAAAGAAAUUAUAUUAACAUGGGGUUUCACAGAAAUUUCAAAUUGGUCUUCUGGAAAUACAUAUUUUCAUAUGACGAUUGGUAACUUUAUAAAAGGUCAAAAAAUUCUUUGUGAAACUGCUCAAGGAUAUAAAAUGGAUGAAUUAAUAUCUUCAUAUAUUUUUUAUUUCAAAAUGAUGCUUGAAGACGAUGAAAUCGAUGAAGAAAUCACUUCAUUAUGAUAGAAAAAAAUUUAAUUAUGUAUUUACCUCGAUU
Chelonus insularis is the source of this 6518-nucleotide messenger RNA. Its product is annotated as myosin-VIIa-like. Lineage: Eukaryota; Metazoa; Arthropoda; Insecta; Hymenoptera; Braconidae. The transcript has 15 exons. The record is from RefSeq and is a predicted model, not a curated record. Gene Ontology annotation, cellular component: myosin complex; cytoskeleton. Gene Ontology annotation, molecular function: ATP binding; protein binding; cytoskeletal motor activity. Bases 101 to 6484 code for a protein of 2127 amino acids.